Molecule: messenger RNA, 684 nt
Organism: Miscanthus lutarioriparius
Lineage: Eukaryota; Viridiplantae; Streptophyta; Magnoliopsida; Poales; Poaceae
Source: the annotation of a GenBank genome assembly
AUGCCAGUUUCAGAGAUUACAGCAAUUCCUUCAUCGUUGUCAUAUUCACUUGAGUUGGAUCCACUGCUGAGGGAUCUUUUUGAGAAGAAACUGAGCCUGAAGAGGAAUGUGACUGCAAUGGCUACCGAGCUCAAGGAUGCCAGGAACAGGCUUGCUUCACAGGAACUGUUUCUGGCUCAGGAAUUAGAAGCCAGAAAGGUCGCUGAGCUAAAGGCGAAAAUUUUGGAGGAUGAGGUGAGCAAACUGCAGAAAUGCCUAGAGGACAAAGAUGAGCAGCUGCGUGCAUCGCUAUGUAGCACUGAGCAGGAUCUGAUUUUUGAGGAUGAUGGUGUGGCCAAGCUGAGAAAGGGUAUAAGGGUGCUAUCUGCUCACUGGGAAAACAGAAGCAAGGAACUGGAAUCACAGUUGCACAAGCAUCGGAGGACAGCCCAGGAGAUGAAGAGGAGGGUAAUGAGACUUGAACUCGGCAUCCAAGAACCACGGUCUCGGUUACCGAAACUUCAGAGGCUAAGAGAGAAAAGGGACAGAGCACUUACUCUUGAUAAAGAAGUAAGAAAUCAGACGGCCGUGGAGCAGCCCAGUUGUAAUGGCUCAGGCGACAAGCACAAUCUCUGGGAGAGCUCAGCCUUCAAGCUCAUAGCAUCCAUGUCAAUGUUGAUCCUAUUUACACUUGCAAAGCGAUGA